ACAGCUCACCUGUCGAGUGGCAUGUAAUCAACACGAUCCUUACAAUACUCGAGUGGCAUGUAAUCAAGACCAGCGCCAGCACUAUAGACACCACCAGCAGGGCAGGCCUGGAGAUGGUAGAUUAACGCAGGGGCAGCCAUGGAGAAGGAGACGGCGCCGCCGAUGGAGCUGGAGAUCCCCGGCGAGUGCCAGUACGCCGGCGGCGAGCCGGCGGUGGUGCGCCCGAGCCAGCCCACGCCGCGGCACACCCUGUACCUCUCCAACCUCGACGACCAGCGGUUCCUCCGCUUCUCCAUCAAGUACCUCUACGUCUUCGCCGCCCCCGCCGCGGUGUCCGCCGACGCGCUGAGGGCGGCGCUCUCCCGGGCGCUCGUCGACUACUACCCGCUCGCCGGCAGGCUCAGGCCCAGCGACGACGACGAGGGGAAGCUCGUCGUCGACUGCAAUGCGGAAGGGGCGCUCUUCGCCGAGGCGUACCUGCCGGGGCUCACCGCCAGCGAGUUCCUCCGUGCCCGAGCCAGGCCGCACAAGUCCUGGAGGAAGCUACUGUACAGGGUGGAGGCGCAGAGCUUCGUCGCCGUGCCACCUCUCGUCGUCCAAGUCACUCGGCUGGGCUGCGGCGGCAUGAUCCUCUGCACGGCCAUCAACCACAGCAUCUGCGACGGAAUCGGCACCGCGCAGUUCCUCCAGGCCUGGGCGCGCGCCGCCCGCGCCGACCACCACGACGACGACGCACUCGCGCCUUCGCCCUUUCACGACCGCCACGCCCUGCGCCCGCGCUGCCCGCCGCGCGUCGUCUUCACGCACCCCGAGUACUGCAACGUCAGCGCCACAGGCAACGGCAACGACACCGGCCUCCUGGCCCGGCUGAUCGGCCAGCCUCUGGUGCCCGUGUCGCUCACCUUCACGGCGGCGCACCUCCUCCGGUUGAAGCGCCAGUGCGCGCCGUCGCUCAAGUGCACCUCCUUCGAGGCGCUGGCCGCGCACGUCUGGCGCGCGUGGGUGCGCGCCCUGGACCCGCCCGGCGCACUCCCCGUGAAGCUGCUCUUCUCCGUGAACGUGCGGCGGCGCGUGAAGCCCGAGCUGCCUCGGGGCUACUACGGCAACGGGUUCGUGCUCGGGUGCGCCGAGUCGACGGCGGCGCAGCUGACGUCCUCCUCGCCCUGGAGCGCGCGCUACGUGGUGCGGCUGGUGCAGGAGGCGAAGGAGUGCGUGGACGACGACUACGUGCGGUCCAUGGUGGACCUCCUCGAGGAGCGGCGCGGCGCGAGGCCGGACCUGGCGGCGAGCCUGGUGAUCUCGGCGUGGACGCGGCUGGGACUGGAGGAACUGGACUUCGGUGCGGGGACGCCGGCGCACAUGGGCCCACUCACCAGCGAGAUCUACUGCGUGUUCCUCCCUGUGGCCGGCGGCGACCCACACGGCGUCACCGUACUCGUCUCCGUCCCGCAGGCCGCCGCCGACAGGUUCCAGCAUUGCUGCCUCGUAUUCCUCACGGACACCGACGUGGACGCAAAGCUGAGCUGAGCUAGCUUUUCGACGAGUUGUUUCCAAUGUCAGACAUAAUUACGUGUACUAAUUACUCCGAUCUACAUGGUUGAAUGGACCGAAUCCGAUAAUGCAUGCAUGUACACUCGAGUAGUAAACUCCUCUGUGUUGUCGUAGAGCACACUUCUGUGUGAUGAUCGACUAGCUCGCCACGCUCCUACGAACGAAAUUCUGUAGGUGAGUCAUUUAAAGGAUCUG
Molecule: messenger RNA, 1746 nt
Organism: Phragmites australis (common reed)
Lineage: Eukaryota; Viridiplantae; Streptophyta; Magnoliopsida; Poales; Poaceae
Product: alcohol acyltransferase 9-like
Exons: 2
Coding region: 139-1527 (462 amino acids)
Molecular function (GO): acyltransferase activity, transferring groups other than amino-acyl groups
Source: RefSeq, a predicted model, not a curated record